UGCUUAUAUCAUGUUAUACCUUCCAGACUUUAGAUUGUUGAAUCGUUCACUUUACAUAUUUCAAAACUUUAAAAUUUGUUUUACUUUUCAAACUGUAUGAUAUAUUGUUAUUUGAUAUUUGUUAUUCAUGCGUUAUUUCUUUGAUUAUUUUAAUAGUUUUACUUUUAACUGUUCAAUCGCGUACAUACCAGGUAAUAAAUAAUAUUAUAUAAUUAUAAUAGAUUUGGUAAUAUGGGCCUCUCCUCACAACAAGUUUUGUCAUUUAUACCUGCUGACUCUUGGACUCCAGUUUUUGUAAUGCCCGGUUAUAAAUCAAAUAAUGGAAUUUAUAUAAUAUCUACAAAUGAAAAAUAUCUCCAACGUUGUAAUGACAUAUACAAAAUGGCAUUUCAUAGUUAUACAUUUGAAAAAGUCAAUACAUAUCAAUUGUUUGGAUUAGUAGCAGUAGAAAUUGAAGGAUUAUGGUUCAGAGGCAGAAUGUUAAGUUAUAAUGAAUUUCUGGUUAAAAAUACAGUUGUUGAGUUAAUUGAUUCGGGAACUAUUGUUGAGAAACAAUUAUGUGAUUUAUAUCAACUACCAAAUAGUUAUAAAUAUGAUCCUUUAUGCCUCGCAAUUAAACCUCUUUAUGAAAUUCCUUCCCUUACAGUAGUUACACAAUUUUAUGUUCAACCUUUAUUAUUACAGAGUGAACUUCAUAAAGGUUAUGUUGUAGUAAAUAUCAAACCAAUAGAAAUGAUUAAUGAGAUGUAUUUAGAGAAAACUUAUGAAGAAAUUAAUACUAAAUGUUCUCAACCUUUAAUCAUUACUACAAAGGGUGAAUGUACAGUUAAAGAGUCAAUAUGUAAUGUGCAAGAAUUAAACAAGUCAAUAUGUAAUGUGCAAGAAUUAAACAAGUCAAAUAACCAUUUGACUUGCAUAAAAGAACUUAAAGAACCAGGCAUUACUGAAUAUAAAUAUGUUGAAUUUUCAAAUGACCUGAAAGAGGUAUUAAUCAAAGAAAAAAAUUAUUUUUUGAAAACUUUGUUAAAUAAUGGAAGUAUAAUAUAUGAUUUGAAUAAUAUAUUUCUAGUACCUAAUAACUAUAAUCCCAAAUUGUUGUCGUUGAAAAUUAACGACCAAAAUAAUCAACUAGUUCUUGUCGACAAUGUCAUCGAAUACAACCAAAAUAAAGAUGAUAAAAAUAAAACUUCUAAUGGUGAAGCUUCAAUAAUUAAAGAAUCAAAUUUUUCUGAUUUAAGAACUUCCUCUACAUCAAACAUGUCUACACAUAAUAUAUUUAAAAAUGGAUCAUCAGUUGAAUUUUGCUAUGGUUCUAAUAUUGAUUUUGUGUACAUUAGAAGUUAUGACCAAAAAAAAAUAUAUUCUAAAGAAAUGAAACAGUUUUACGCAUAUUAUAAAAAAAAAGAAAAUAUAAAAGUCAAAACAAAUGUAGCUAUUGGUGAUAUGGUUGCAGCUACUUUAUUACAUUAUAAUGAAAUACACAGAGCUAUAAUAUUGCAUAAAAGUUCAAAUCAUUCUUUUGAAAAUUAUUUUUGUUAUUUUAUUGAUAUCGGCUGUAAAGAAUAUGUUAACCCAAAUCAUAUUUUUUAUUUACUAGAAGAAGCUAAAAAUGUUCCUUAUUUAGCUCAUAAAGUGGAGUUAAAAAAUAUUCCAUUGCAUAAUACUAUGCAAUUAAAGUAUUUAAAGAACUAUUACGAUCAAUUGUAUUUACAACCAUUAUUAAUAGAAUAUGAUGAAAGUGAUUCCAUUGGAACAAACAAAGCUAUAUUAAAAAGAAAAUCAAACAAUAUGGAUAUUUAUUUAGAUAUAAAAGAAUUUUUACAAAAAAAAAUAUCAAGUUUUUGUGUUUCAAAUAAUAAAGGAAUUAAAUUGAUAGAGUAUUGGAAGUUUAAUGAUUUGCUUAAAAAUGGAACAAUAGUAUUAAUUACUCACUUUUGUUCUAUAAAUCAAAUUUAUGUCCGUAUUAACACAUCUGAAUUAACAGAAUAUUAUAAUAAUUUAAUCACAGAAGUUAAUCAGUUUUAUGUCAAUUUGAAAAGUGCGUGUCAUAGAAUACAGAUUCCAAAAAUUGGUGAAAAAGUUGCUGUAAAGAGUCAAUCCAAGAAAAAUUUUGCACGUGCAACUAUUUUAAAAAAAGUUAAUGACACAACUUAUUCAGUACACUAUGUUGAUUAUGGUGAUAAAGAGAAUGUGAAAGCAAUCAACAUUUUUCAGUUACCAUAUAGAUUUGUGCAUUUGCCAAAGUCAGUGAUUAAAAUUGGUUUAAAUAUUACAAUGCCAAUGAAUACAACUAAACAUCUUCCUAAAUACUUCAAUCAAUUAAUUCAAUUAUCAGUUCCAUUAAUUGUGGAGUUUGAUGAAGAAGAUCCAUUAGGGUUUCAAAAGAUUGUUUUAAGAAAGAAGCUUGAUGGCGUUAAUAUUUGUGAAGAUAUUUGUAAUCUACCUGGCCUAUUAUAUUAAAGAGCUACCCACAGCAAACUUAUGUUAGAACUUUCUUUGAGAUUUAAAUAUUAUUAUAAAUUAAAAAAUAGUUUUUAGUAAUUGUUCUUUUAAAAUAUAUGACUACUUCAAUUUUAUAUUUUCUUAAAUUUAAAUAAUA
Myzus persicae (green peach aphid) is the source of this 2599-nucleotide messenger RNA. RefSeq lists its product as uncharacterized. The record is from RefSeq and is a predicted model, not a curated record. Lineage: Eukaryota; Metazoa; Arthropoda; Insecta; Hemiptera; Aphididae. The transcript is spliced from 18 exons. The coding region runs from base 232 to 2460 and encodes 742 amino acids.